ACAUCACUUCCGGCUCCUUCCGCAGGACGGGAACUGGCUGCAACCAUUUCCUCCCCGGUCAGCGGCCCUUCCCGGUGUAAGGCGCUCCGGGCCGACCAUGAGAAGCUCGGGCUGUCCCAGCCUGGUGUGUGGGGGUGAAUGGAGGAUGGACGUGACGGAAGCACCGCGGUCCUCGGGCUCCAUGGAAUGGGCAGGCCGGAGUGUCAUCUGAGCGCAGGAGAAUAGAGUGACAGCCCGGGAUUCUUGGUCACAGGUUAGUGGGCUUUUAUGAGAUGGAAGCUAAUGCAGGAGAGGAGGGCAUUCACUUUCAAAGCUACCCUUUUGAUUUCCUCGAAUUCCUUAACCACCAGCGCUUUGAACCUAUGGAACUGUACAACCACCAUGAACAUGCUAAAGCUGUAGCUGCCCUGCCUUGUACUUCACCACAGUAUGACUAUAGUCACCAGCCCCAGGCUAACAGUAUUCAAGCGACCCCUGCUGGCAUUUCUAAACCUAAAGAAUUCAAAGUAGAAAUCUCCUCCUCUGUGUCUCCUAUUAAAAAAUCUGAACCUGUACAGUUGCAACAAUAUAACGCCCCGCCUUCAAUCUCCAACGCACAAGCUAUCUUUGACGGAACAUUUAACUCGCAGCAGUGGGGAAUUGUUGAUCUUUCUAGCCAUCAGCAUCUUUUCAACAACUUGAAACGCUCCUUACCAGUAGCACAGCAGGUGCAAGCUGAAGAGGAAACAAAAGACGAUAAAAAUUACUUCCGUCGACUGAAGUAUCUAAUCGAUCGCCGCUUCCCCUGUACUGUCUGCCAGAAGUCUUUUAAGCAGUCAUCACAUCUAAUGCAGCACAUGCUGGUUCACACUGGGGAGAGGCCCUACGAAUGUAAUAUUUGUGGGCGUACGUACAAUCAUAUCUCCAGCCUCAUAAGACAUAGGCGCUGCCAUAGAGAGGAGACGGGAGUGGAUAUAAACAGUUCAUUGACAAACGCAGAUGUUGAGACUGCUGCUGCAGCUGCGGUAGUGGCAGCCGCCACAGCUGCAAUGUCGGCUCCUCAGGUGAGUUCUGGGGAAGUGCCUGUGGCUGGGGCAGAGCAAAAUGUAAUUAUGCAGCAAGAUGGUCCAUUUACUUGCAACCUGUGCUGGAAAGUGUUUAAAAAGCAAAGUCACCUUCAUCAGCACCAGAUUAUACAUACUGGGGAAAAGCCUUUUAGCUGUAACAUAUGUGAAAAAAGUUUUAAUCGCCGUGAAAGCUUAAAACGCCAUGUGAAGACACACUCCAACUCACUGAAGGUUCAGUGUGAGGUGUGCGGCAAAGCCUUCCGUGACACCACUUAUUUAUUAAAGCACCAAGCUACCCAUACUGGGGAACGACCGGAUUACAAGUGCGAUGUGUGCGGGAAAUCAUACGCUGCUCCACAGAGUCUUUUAAGACACAAACAUGCGCAUGAGGCCAGUCUUUCGUUGCCACAGGCAUUGGUGCCACAGCAACAAGCAAUUCAUGUAGAUGUCAAGGAAGCAGUUGCAGCAGUCCCUUAUGAAACCACAACUCUCCUUACCACAGAUGUUGCUCAGGCCGACCAAGCAGCUGUCAGUGUUAUUGAAAGAAUUGGAUCUGUUUUUGCUCAGCCCUCUCCUCGUAGACAAUCAUCUCUCUCAAGUAAUGUAAGCAAAAACUUCUGCUGUAAUAUAUGUGGACGUGGAUUCGGAAGAAGAGAAACCCUAAAGCGCCACGAACGGAUCCACACCGGUGAAAAACCGCACCAGUGUUCAGUUUGUGGCAAGAGGUUCAGAGAGUCGUUCCAUCUUACUAAACAUCAUGUUGUACAUACUCGUGAACGGCCCUACAAAUGUGAGCUGUGCGGCAAGGUUUUUGGCUACCCUCAGAGCUUGACACGCCACAAGCAGAUUCAUAGGCUUCAGCUGCCUUGUACAGUACCAACAGGAGCCCUGCCCCCUGAUCGACUUAGUUUUGGAUGCACAGAUUGUGGAGAGAGGUUCCCAGACUCCUUUCAUCUAAUGAAUCAUAAAGAACUCCACAUGAGUGAAAAGCCCUAUGUUUGUGAUACGUGCGGAAAAUGUUUUGGCUUUAUUGAAAACCUGAUGUGGCACAAACUUGUCCACCAAACAGCUACAGAACGUCUGCUGCCCAGUUUAAGCCAGUGUCAAGAAACCGAAAGCAAUCAAGCAAACUGUAUGCAGAAUAGUCUUACAAAUGAAUUGGUCUCCACAUCGGUAACAGCAGAUACUUCCAGCGGACAUGUGAAUUCCACUUCCGACGAGCACCCAAUGAUACCUAGCGGUGAGAGAUUUUCAUGCAGUAUUUGUGGUCAGACUUUCAAGCACUUCUUGGGUUUGGUAACCCAUAAAUAUGUACACUUAGUCAGACGCACGCUAGCUUGCAAUGUCUGUGGGCAAAGUUUUGCGGGAGCAUACGAUUUGCUGCUUCAUCGUCGCAGCCACUUGCAAAAGAGACAUUUCACAUGCUCUUUAUGCGGUAAGCGCUUCUGGGAAGCGACACUUCUCAUGCGCCAUCAGCGCUGCCAUACAGAAGAGCGACCUUACCGAUGCACCAUUUGCGGACGUGGUUUCUUACAUUCAUGGUAUCUCCGUCAGCACAAAGUUGUGCACACUGGUGAGCGAGCAUACAAGUGUGCCUUGUGCAACAAACGGUUUGCCCAGUCCUCUAGUUUAGCAGAACACCAGAGACUACACAUUGUAGCACGCCCUCAGCGGUGCCCAACCUGUGGUAAAACGUUCCGUUACCGCUCCAAUCUCUUAGAACACCAGAGAGUGCAUCUCGGCGAAAAGGUGUACCGGUGCGAUCAGUGUGGUAAAAGCUUCUUCUACAUUUCAUCCAUCUUGCGUCAUCAAAGAUCUCACGCUGCAAAAGCAGAUCUUCGUUGUUCCUGUUGCCUCAAACUGUUUAAGGAUCCAAAGUAUUUCAGCAAACAUGUACAAACCCAUCAAGGUGGGCGUCCCUUUAAAUGUGGAACCUGUGGUGAGGCUUUCAGCAAUACGUAUGGACUAAAAAAGCACCGCUAUACACAUAAAAUGGAAAAACUUGCUGCCGUGGCAACACUUGUUGAAGGACAAAAGACUACUCAACCACCAGGAACUUAAGUACAUUUUAUAAAACAUUUCCUUUUAUCUCUAAAAAUCUAAAUACAAUGAAGUUAACGUGUCCUGUAAUCAGCCAAGUGGUUGGUCAUGUUUUGGUUUUAAUAAAGAAUACUUAAUAUUUAACUGUAACACUGGGUAUUCAACGUUUUGGGCACCAAUAAUGACACGAUGUAUGUGAAGCCAUUCAGGUAUCUAUUAUCUGUGAAUUAUUGCCGUGCUUUCCUGUACUCAGUUUAACGAUAUUUCAUUGUUUUAGUGUUUAAAGUACCUACCAUAUUUAUAUUAGUAUAUCUUCCACGUCCUUUAUUAAAUUUCUAAUUC
Messenger RNA from Nanorana parkeri, 3428 nucleotides. It is a transcript of the gene ZNF865, whose product is annotated as zinc finger protein 865. The record is from RefSeq and is a predicted model, not a curated record. Bases 273 to 3107 code for a protein of 944 amino acids. The transcript has 2 exons. NCBI's taxonomy places the organism in Eukaryota, Metazoa, Chordata, Amphibia, Anura, Dicroglossidae.